CGCAGGCGCAGUGCGGGCUUCAUCCCGCCGCCGGCGCCGCAGCCGCAGCCGCCGCCGCCGCCGCCCGCGCUGCACCACAGGCUAGAGACAGACAGGGCCGGGAAGAGCCGGAGACUGAGGAGGAGGUGGAGGCGGCGGCGGAGGCGGGGCGACUCCGGUGACCGGGAGCGCCGCAGACUGGCAGCUGCGGCGACUCCCCCCUUUGUGUCUGGUCUGCUCGGAGCCACUGGAAGUGCCUCCCGGAGGGACGCAGGGUGUCUCGCUGCCUCACUGCCCACCCCCUUCCCCGGCUACCUUCAUCCGCCCUCCCGCCGCCCCCCGCCCUCGGUCCGCGACGCCCGAGCUCCGCCCGGAGCCCAGAGCUGCGGGAGAACGAGGCGGCGGCGGCGGCGGCAGCGGCUUCCUCGGGGGGUUGUGAUUCGCUCACAAGAGCCAUUGACGGGAGAAGACGAGGCUUUCAUGGUGGAAUUUACCUCAGGCAAGAUCGAGCGGCAGGAAUAAAAAGCGAGGAAGGGAAGGGAGCGCCGCCGGGAGGGCUAGAAGGGGCAGCCUCUCACACCCCCUCCGCCCGCCGUCUCGGGGAGCCCGGGCCGGGGCCGCGACCCCUCCCCUCCCCCGCUCCUACUUCUCCUCAGCCUUCGCCAGGGCCUCCCCAACCCUCUCACGGUUGUUCUGCGAAGGCGUGGGGACUGUGAGCUUGUCCAUGGAGGCAGGCACCUUUUUUGAUCCAGCCAAGGAAGAGGAUUUGUUGUUUUCGAAAUCAGAGUGAAGGAAGCACCGAAGCGAAACUUAAAGAAUCCUGCCUUCCCGGAGCCGCGGACGAUGCGACUCGGGCUGCCGGGCGCCGCCGCCGCCGCCCGCCCGGCUUCGUCCUUCCCGGCAGUCGGGAACUAGUUCUGACCCUCGCCCCCCGACCCCGGAUCGAAUCCCCGCCCUCCGCACCCUGGAUAUGUUUUCUCCCAGACCUGGAUAUUUUUUUGAUAUCGUGAAACUACGAGGGAAAUAAUUUGGGGGAUUUCUUCUUGGCUCCCUGCUUUCCCCACAGACAUGCCUUGCGUUUGGAGGGCCGCGGCACCCCGUCCGAGGCGAAGGAACCCCCCCAGCCGCGAGGGAGAGAAAUGAAGGGAAUUUCUGCAGCGGCAUGAAAGCUCUGCAGCUAGGUCCUCUCAUCUGCCAUUUGUCCUUUCAAACUGUAUUGUGAUACGGGCAGGAUCAGUCCACGGGAGAGAAGACGAGCCUCCCGGCUGUUUCUCCGCCGGUCUACUUCCCAUGUUUCUUUCUUUGCUCUCCUGCUUCUUGGCUGGCCCAGGGAUGACUUCCUCGCUGCAGCGGCCCUGGCGGGUGCCCUGGCUACCAUGGACCAUCCUGCUGGUCAGCACUGCGGCCGCUUCGCAGAAUCAAGAACGGCUAUGUGCAUUUAAAGAUCCAUAUCAGCAAGACCUUGGGAUAGGUGAGAGUAGAAUCUCUCAUGAAAAUGGGACAAUAUUAUGCUCAAAAGGUAGCACCUGCUAUGGCCUUUGGGAGAAAUCAAAAGGGGACAUAAAUCUUGUAAAACAAGGAUGUUGGUCUCACAUUGGAGAUCCCCAAGAGUGUCACUAUGAAGAAUGUGUAGUAACUACCACUCCUCCCUCAAUUCAGAAUGGAACAUACCGUUUCUGCUGUUGUAGCACAGAUUUAUGUAAUGUCAACUUUACUGAGAAUUUUCCACCUCCUGACACAACACCACUCAGUCCACCUCAUUCAUUUAACCGAGAUGAGACAAUAAUCAUUGCUUUGGCAUCAGUCUCUGUAUUAGCUGUUUUGAUAGUUGCCUUAUGCUUUGGAUACAGAAUGUUGACAGGAGACCGUAAACAAGGUCUUCACAGUAUGAACAUGAUGGAGGCAGCAGCAUCCGAACCCUCUCUUGACCUAGAUAAUCUGAAACUGUUGGAGCUGAUUGGCCGAGGUCGAUAUGGAGCAGUAUAUAAAGGCUCCUUGGAUGAGCGUCCAGUUGCUGUAAAAGUAUUUUCCUUUGCAAACCGUCAGAAUUUUAUCAACGAAAAGAACAUUUAUAGAGUGCCUUUGAUGGAACAUGACAACAUUGCCCGCUUUAUAGUUGGAGAUGAGAGAGUCACUGCAGAUGGACGCAUGGAAUAUUUGCUUGUGAUGGAGUAUUAUCCCAAUGGAUCUUUGUGCAAGUAUUUAAGUCUCCACACAAGUGACUGGGUAAGCUCAUGCCGUCUUGCUCAUUCUGUUACUAGAGGACUGGCUUAUCUUCACACAGAAUUACCACGAGGAGAUCAUUAUAAACCUGCAAUUUCCCAUCGAGAUUUAAACAGCAGAAAUGUCCUAGUGAAAAAUGAUGGAACCUGUGUUAUUAGUGACUUUGGAUUGUCCAUGAGGCUGACUGGAAAUAGACUGGUGCGCCCAGGGGAGGAAGAUAAUGCAGCCAUUAGCGAGGUUGGCACUAUCAGAUAUAUGGCACCAGAAGUGCUAGAAGGAGCUGUGAACUUGAGGGACUGUGAAUCAGCUUUGAAACAAGUAGACAUGUAUGCUCUUGGACUAAUCUAUUGGGAGAUAUUUAUGAGAUGUACAGACCUCUUCCCAGGGGAAUCCGUACCAGAGUACCAGAUGGCUUUUCAGACAGAAGUUGGAAACCAUCCCACUUUUGAGGAUAUGCAGGUUCUUGUGUCUAGGGAAAAACAGAGACCCAAGUUCCCAGAAGCCUGGAAAGAAAAUAGCCUGGCAGUGAGGUCACUCAAGGAGACAAUUGAAGACUGUUGGGACCAGGAUGCAGAGGCUCGGCUUACUGCACAGUGUGCUGAGGAAAGGAUGGCUGAACUUAUGAUGAUUUGGGAAAGAAACAAAUCUGUGAGCCCAACAGUCAAUCCAAUGUCUACUGCUAUGCAGAAUGAACGCAACCUGUCACAUAAUAGGCGUGUGCCAAAAAUUGGUCCUUAUCCAGAUUAUUCUUCCUCCUCAUACAUUGAAGACUCUAUCCAUCAUACUGACAGCAUCGUGAAGAAUAUUUCCUCUGAGCAUUCUAUGUCCAGCACACCUUUGACUAUAGGGGAAAAAAACCGAAAUUCAAUUAACUAUGAACGACAGCAAGCACAAGCUCGAAUCCCCAGCCCUGAAACAAGUGUCACCAGCCUCUCCACCAACACAACAACCACAAACACCACAGGCCUCACGCCAAGUACUGGCAUGACUACUAUAUCUGAGAUGCCAUACCCAGAUGAAACAAAUCUGCAUACCACAAAUGUUGCACAGUCAAUUGGGCCAACCCCUGUCUGCUUACAGCUGACAGAAGAAGACUUGGAGACCAACAAGCUAGACCCAAAAGAAGUUGAUAAGAACCUCAAGGAAAGCUCUGAUGAGAAUCUCAUGGAGCACUCUCUUAAACAGUUCAGUGGCCCAGACCCACUGAGCACUACUAGUUCUAGCUUGCUUUACCCACUCAUAAAACUUGCAGUAGAAGCAACUGGACAGCAGGAUUUCACACAGGCUGCAAAUGGCCAAGCAUGUUUGAUUCCUGAUGUUCUGCCUACUCAGAUCUAUCCUCUCCCCAAGCAGCAGAACCUUCCCAAGAGACCUACUAGUUUGCCUUUGAACACCAAAAAUUCAACAAAAGAGCCCCGGCUAAAAUUUGGCAGCAAGCACAAAUCAAACUUGAAACAAGUUGAAACUGGAGUUGCCAAGAUGAAUACAAUCAAUGCAGCAGAACCUCAUGUGGUGACAGUCACCAUGAAUGGUGUGGCAGGUAGAAACCACAGUGUUAACUCCCAUGCUGCCACAACCCAAUAUGCCAAUGGGACAGUACUAUCUGGCCAAACAACCAACAUAGUGACACAUAGGGCCCAAGAAAUGUUGCAGAAUCAGUUUAUCGGUGAGGACACCCGGCUGAAUAUUAAUUCCAGUCCUGAUGAGCAUGAGCCUUUACUGAGACGAGAGCAACAAGCUGGCCAUGAUGAAGGUGUUCUGGAUCGUCUUGUGGACAGGAGGGAACGGCCACUAGAAGGUGGCCGAACUAAUUCCAAUAACAACAACAGCAAUCCAUGUUCAGAACAAGAUGUUCUUACACAGGGUGUUCCAAGCACAGCAGCAGAUCCUGGGCCAUCAAAGCCCAGAAGAGCACAGAGGCCUAAUUCUCUGGAUCUUUCAGCCACAAAUGUCCUGGAUGGCAGCAGUAUACAGAUAGGUGAGUCAACACAAGAUGGCAAAUCAGGAUCAGGUGAAAAGAUCAAGAAACGUGUGAAAACUCCCUAUUCUCUUAAGCGGUGGCGCCCCUCCACCUGGGUCAUCUCCACUGAAUCACUGGACUGUGAAGUCAACAAUAAUGGCAGUAACAGGGCAGUUCAUUCCAAAUCCAGCACUGCUGUUUACCUUGCAGAAGGAGGCACUGCCACAACCAUGGUGUCUAAAGAUAUAGGAAUGAACUGUCUGUGAAAUAUUUUCAAGCCUAUGGAGUGAAAUUAUUUUUUGCAUCAUUUAAACAUGCAGAAGAUGUUUAAAAAUAAAAAAAAAAAACUGCUUUAUCCUCCUGUCAGCACCCCCUCCCACCCCUGCAACAAGGACUUGCUUUAAAUAGAUUUCAGCUAUGCAGAAAAAUUUAGCUUAUGCUUCCAUAUUUUUAAAUUUUGUUUUUUAAGUUUUGCACUUUUGUUUAGUCUCGCUAAAGUUAUAUUUGUCUGUUAUGACCACAGAGUUAUAUGUGUGUGUAUCAAAAGUGGUCUCAAAAUAUUUUUUUAAGAAAAAAAAGCAAAAACAAUGUAUUGCUGAUAAUCAGUUUGGACCAGUUUCUUAAGGUCAUUAAAACAGAAGCAAAUUAAGACAGGUUUGACUGCAGUGGUGUCUGGUAUCCAUGUUUUAUUUCUGGGCACAAGCUAGUUUUUAUGUUGAUACGUUCCUGAACAUAUUAUCUUGUUGGACAUCUUUUCUCUUGUGUUUUGUUUGAAUGUGCAAUAGUUUAUAGGCCACAAAUAAGGUUUCUUGUAAGCUCUCUUCCUAACAGGGCACAUAUUCUUCCAUAAUAUAAACACUUUUCUGCCCCAUCUCCCAUACUUUUGAAGGUCAGUUCUAUAACAGUGAAUUUUGCACAGGAGAAGCAGCUACCUGAUUUCUUACUUUCUCUCUCCUUAUCAUGGAGAAUACAGAAACAUUGUCUGAAAGGGCUCUAAAGAAGGAACUACCAAAACCUGAUUUGAAAUGCCAUUUCUUUUAACCUUCCAAAUCCUAAAUGUUUCCUUCCAGGCAUUUUAAUAAACUUAUUUGCUUCUGGUUUUGGGAGUUCAUAAGAGAAUAGAACAAAAUGCAGGACAUCAAAUAUUAGCCAUUUCCCGUUUUAUUUUAUUUUUCUAUGUAUGUUCAUGUUCCAUGUUCAUUUAUUUAAGAAAUACAUUUUUAUUGGUAAGCUUAUAGAGCUAUACUUACGGAAUUUUUAAGUAGGUAAAUAAAUGGUUAAGACAAAAUAGUGUUAUAGCCUUCGUUCUCUGAAUAGGCCAUCUUUGAGUCAUAAAAUUACACUUACUGUCUAUUGUAACUUCAGAAGUAAUUUAUAGUUCUGAACCUAUAGUAUCUUUUACCCUGUUCCCAAGCAAAGACUGGUGACUUUAUCUGAAAAUGAUUCCUCUUCCCAUGACCUAAAACACUGUGAGGAAAAAUCAUUCAAGUGGCAUACCAAGCAAGUCCCUAUGAAGGAAGGGCUGCUAUCAAACCUUUUUUGAGCAGACUGAGACUAAACUUCUCUCUUUUCAAAAUUGUGUGUUAUCUUCCUUAAUCCUAUUUUCAUAAUUUUUCCUUUUGCCAGUUUUUCACAUUAUCUUUGAUAUGUGAGCAACAAUUAUUAUUUACAUUAGAGUAUACCUUUUAGUAAUAACAUGACUUGAAAUCAUAUUAUUUUUAAAAGCCCUUUGCUUCUUUCAUUACUUAUAAUCUUCUCUAAAACAACCUCUGCAUGUUUUUUUUAAAUAAAGCACUUUCUGUCAAAUAAUGGACUUUUUUCUAAAGAGAAAUUAUUUUCUAUUAAUUUGCAAACUGAUGAUUUUACUUUUUUUACUUUUUUUUCAAUUAUCAGAGUACUUAGUAAAUGUUAUAUAGUUUAGUUCUAAGAUAGUUCCAGGGAUUAAAAGGUUAAGAGGAAAACACAAAUCACCAAAUUUCUGAUUUAUGUUUUUAUCUCUUGAACAAUAUUUUCUCACUCAUAUUCCUCUAUCUUAUCACUCAGCUAAAGACAGCCUAAAUUUCCCAAUUUUCUGUCCAAAAUAUUUGUGAUUUACUUGUAUAUAAGGCUUCUCAUUUGCCAUGUGCUGUGAUCUUACAAGUUAGAUGUUACUAUACCUACCAUUUAUUCAGCUGGAUUGCUGAACACAGUUCUGGAUUCAUAGAAUUAAGAGUAUCUUGUUAGUGCCCAGGAUUUCCACGUUUUGUGUUUUAUUGGCCCUUCUCUUGAUUCAGCCCCUUAAUCGAUUUUCAGUCUUCUGGCACGUAAUUUUUUUCACAGUUAUUAUUCUUUUAUUAACGAAUUAUUUGUAUCUUUCCUAGUACAUUUUCACUUAGUUCUCUUGCCCUUAAAUAUCUUUAACAUGCAUUUUAGGAUAUUGUUUUCAAAUAUUUGUAGGACAACUUUGAAUCAAAAUAAAUUAUAUUCCUUCUCCAAUUUGAAGCAUUGAGGAUAAAUGACCAUUUGAGGUCUAACUGAUCUUUUCCUGCCAGAAGAGUUAUCUUACGUUCUGCUAUAUUUGUAUUUGGGCCAGUUGAUUGUAGGUUGUCCAACAUUUUUUAAUAUUGGGAAAAUUAUAAUAAAAUGCUUUAAAAAUUAAUAUGCCAGAUUAAAAUAACUGAAUAGUUUACUAUUUCAUUCAAACAUGUUUAAAACAAAUAAUUUCCUUUCACCAGUUUUUCUUAGUAAACUGAAAAAGUAGGAAAGGUGGAAAGUAUAUAUCAUUUUAAUAAAUUUUAAAUUGUAUAUCAGACUUAAAAUCUGUAAUAUACAAGCAAGCAAAAUUAUUUUAAAUGACUUAAUUACUUAUAUGCUAAUACUCAUCUGAUAAUAAAUGUUUCUUAAAGUUGACAUUUAACUGCUAUCACAAAAUUUUCUAUGUAGAAAAGUGGGGUCCUUUUGAAUAAAAGAUCAUUCAACUAAAAAUAUUAAAAUUUAUUUCAUUGGAUGGUAAUGUAACCUUAAAAGCAUCAUAAUAGGUAAAGUCUAAUAUUAGUUCCCUUAACAAAAUCCUAACUGUAUACCAGAAUUAGGUCACUGAAAGAACUUGAUUUGAAUUAUGUUUAGACAAAAACAAUUUAAUUGUAAAUUCUUAAAACUUUCUAAAUGCGUAAUUGGCAAAAAAAAAAAAAAAAAAAAAAAAACCACUGUUAACCAGUGUAGGAAGUUAUGAGAAGGUACAUACUGAAUGCUGAAGUAUAUAUAUGCUAUUUCUUUUAAACCUCAGAGUAACCAUAUGAGCAUUGUAAUCAAUAUUCCCAUUUUACAGAUGGGGAAACUGAAGCUAAGAGAAACUAAUAUGCCCAAGAUCCACAUCUAGUAAUAGACAAAGCUGGGAUUUCAGUCUAUGUCUACCUCUCUCCACAUCUCUUUCAUCCAUACCACACUGCCUACAUGCCAUAUGACAGGAUGUGUAAUGGGCUAACGUUUUUUUUUUAAAAUUCAGGCCAGGUGCGGUGGCUUACGCCUAUAAUCCCAGCACUUUGGGAGGCCGAGCCGGGUGGAUCACGAAGUCAGACGUUCAACACCAGCCUGGCCAAGAUGGUGAAACCCCGUCUCUAUUAAAAAUAUUUUAAAAAAAUUAGCCAAGCGUGGUGGUGGGCGCCUGUAGUCCCAGCUGCUCAGGAGGCUAAGGCAGGAGAAUCGCUUGAACCUGAGAGGCGGAGGUUGCAGUGAGCUGAGAUCGUGCCACUGCACUCAAGCCUAGGCGACGGAGCAAGACUCUGUCUCAAAAACAUAAAAAUUCCGUCACUAUACUCUGGCACAAUUGUCAUUUGUAUAUAAGCCAAACCACAUGAUUGGGAAGUUAGGCAAAUAUAAGAUACAUAGACAUAUCUAUGCUGAUUGUUGCUUGAGAAAUAAUUACUAAUUCAAGACAAAACUCAAUCCUGUAUCUCCCAUUAUGAAUCUUAAAAUCAUUUCACUUCACUCCUAACAUUCUUACAUUGCAGAACUAAUGGUAAAGUAAAUUUUAAGGAAAAAGUUAAGCUAGCUUUUGGGAACAGAGACCUUUCCCUAAAUUGAUUCCAUAGUAGAUUUGGGGGAAUUAAUUUAACAAAGAAUUUCAGUCUCAUCAAUCCUUUGAAUCCACCUUCAAAACUUCUGCUUUUAAUAACUUUAGAAAAUUUUCUGAUCCAUAGAACUGAGUAGGAUAUAGGAAGGAUACAAGGAUAUAAUGUCCUUUUUAUAAAGCAGUUUAGUAUAGCUUCUUUAUAUGUAUCCACUUGUUCCAGAAAAUGUGCAUUGGUUCUGAAUGUGAAAAUAUUUAAAGAGAGAAAGGAACACUCAAGUAAGUGUGGGCAUCAGUGGGAAUUAAUCACAAAACAUUGGCAAGUAUUUUUAUUUAAAUUACUUUCAAAUUUGACUUCUACAGCCAAAUGGAAUUGGUAGGCUGUAGCUUUUACACUGAAAUUUCCAGUCUUUGUAAGUGCCUCCUGAAAGUCAUUUAAAAUGGAAAAAUAUUUCAAUGAACUUUUCCUUUUUUCAUAUUUAUGGACAUGAAUAUUUUAUUGGAGAUCAUUAACUCCUAGAAUUUGAGAUUAUAUUUCUAUACAACAUUUUAUAAAGUUAUGUUGAACUUACUACCUGUUAUGUGCAGGUUAUUAUGUAAGUAUUCACAGAUUGCUUCAUAUAUUGCUUUAUCUUCCCAGCUAACUUCUUAAAGUUAAAAUCUGUACACACAUGUUGAUUAUCUAGACCAGUCAUUCUAGAAAUUGUAACACUCCCAGGCCGGGCGCGGUGGCUCACGCUUGUAAUCCCAGCACUUUGGGAGGCCGAGGCGGGCGGAUCACAAGGUCAGGAGAUCGAGACCACGGUGAAACCCCGUCUCUACUAAAAAUACAAAAAAUUAGCCGGGCGUGGUGGCGGGCGCCUGUAGUCCCAGCUACUCGGAGAGGCUGAGGCAGGAGAAUGGCGUGAACCCGGGAGGCGAAGCUUGCAGUGAGCCGAGAUCGCGCCACUGCACUCCAGCCUGGGUGACAGAGCGAGACUCCGUCUCAAAAAAAAAAAAAAAAGAAAUUGUAACACUCCCACAUAAACCCCAGAAGACUUUUUCAGAAUGGAGUGUUUCUAAAUAUACUGUUACUGGCAGUUUACUCUUCAGCAUAUAAGGUUGCAUUUUAACUUUUAGAUUAUGAACUGUGCAAACUUUACCCAAAACUACCUUGCAUGAUUCCCUCCUAAAUAUAUGGCUUAAUUAAGUAAAUCUGGCAAAUCACUGUUUGAGCUAGUUACAUAAAACUUGUUAUCAAGAGAAGGCUUUUCUACAAGUUUCCAGAUUAACAUAAAGAAAAGAGGGAAUCACAGGGCAUUUAAGUGCACCUUCCCAUUACUUUCCUUAAAUCACCUCAUAGUUAGGCUGGGCACGGUGGCUCACGCCUGUAAUCCCAGCACUUUGGGAGGCUGAGACAGUGGAUCACGAGGUCAGGAGACUGAGACCAUCCUGGCUAACACGAUGAAACCCCAUCUCUACUAAAAAUACAAAUAAUUAGCCAGGGAUGGUGGCACGCGCCUGUAGUCCCAGCUACUUGGGAGGCAGAGAUAGGAGAAUCGCUUGCACCCGGGAGGCGGAGGUUGCAGUGAGCCAAGAUCGCGCCAAUGCACUCCAGCCUGGGUGACAGAGAGAGACUCCAUCUCAAAAAAAAAAAAAAAAAAAAUCACCUCAUACUUUAUGUCUGACUUACUCCAAACCUCAGUUAUCUGAUUUGUAGUCUGUGUCAGGAAAGUUUUCUUCAUAUCUAUUCUGUCUCCCUCCUCUUUGAUUUUAAAUUUUUUUCUUGUACCCAGUAGGACCAAAAAGAGAGCAGUUGGUCAUCAUCCCCAAUAUUCUUAGUCUUCAGUAUGCUUCAGGCCUCUCAAUGAACACUUAAGUCUCAAUUCUUCAGACAAAAUUGCUUAAGCUCUUUCUCCUCAGUCCUAUUUUAAUGACUUUAUAUUUAAGAACAUAAAAUUAUAUUUUCUUUUAUAUUCAAGUUCAUUACUCCAGUUAAGUAAUAGUUUGAUAGUUUGAUAGAAUCGAGAGUUAAGAUGUUUCUAUUUGAAAGUGGAUUCAACCAUCAGACAACCAGCAAAUCGGCACUUAAUUUUUGUGUUAUCUAACAUUUUCUAUUGUGGAAUUUUAUGAUUUUAUAUUCUCAUUAGUUAUAACUAAAAAGUCAUGCAUACAGAAUUGUAUAUCAUUUUGCCAUUAAAAUUUUUUAACUUAUAUUGCAGCAAGCUUAGUUUUAUGAUUGAGCCACAACCUUUUACAUAUUUUUUUGUAUCAAAUAUUAAACACUAAAUGCAAGAUUAACUUUCAAAAGCAAACCCUACAUUAAUCAGGUAUUAUCUAUGGACAUUUUUGUAGACCACUUUUGAAAUACUAUUUUGCAACAUAGACUAUACAACUUUCAUUUAACUUUUAGGUGACUGAUUUGAGUGUGCAUAUAGAGAAAAACUUAGAAAUUUAUCUCAUGGCAGAUACAUUUGAAAGUACUUCAGAAGAAUUUAUGCUGUAUAUUAAAACUAGGCUCAAAAUAAAUCUCAUAUCUUUAAAAUUCCAAUUCUGUUAUUACUGUGAUGUUUGUAGUGUUACUAUUAAACAUGGUGAACAUACACAUUUUUAAAACAACUUGAAACCCAUUUUAAAAUCUGGGUAAGAGAGAAGGAAUCUUCAGAACAAAAUCACAUCAUUAGGGUGUCCAGUUUAUGAUUGAAUUUUUAAGCAAAUUACUGUAUUUGAAACUACAACUUGAUUUGGUUUUCAGUUUUAAAAGGCAACAUGUGGGUUUUAUCCAUUUUAUUUAUACCUUUAGAUUUCAGAAACAUCUUCAUGUUUUAGAUUCAUUCUACCGACAUCAUAUUACUUAAAAACUCAGGGCCCCUUUCAUCCCUUUGUACACUGAAAAAGUUCAAUUGGUAGCAAGUAAGCAAUUAGAUCCAGUUGAAUAUUUAAAGUGUUUGUUGCACAGUUCAUUUAAUGUUUCAUCUUAUUUGACUUUUUCACAUAGAUAUAAUAUCAGAUUUCAUUAAUCAUAAAAAGUUGCCCAGUUUUGUAAUUACUGAACAGAGGGAAUGACUCAACUAAUUGGCUACAUGUUGCAACAAAUUUAGGCCUUUAGAGUUGAAGCACUGACUUAAAACGACUUACAUUUCUGUUCUUUGGUCAAAUGACCAUACAUGAUGUGGGACAAAUUGUUUCAUUUUGUUUGUUUUUUAAUAAGGGAGCUUGGUAAAGUAGUUCCUGUCAGAUAGGAUUUUCUCAAGAGACAGUUUAACGUUAUAAAGCCUUCUAAAAGUGAACUAAAUAUUUUAUAACUUUAGUAAUAGCUUGGAUGGUUUUGAGAAAAUAACCUGUAUUUAUCACAUUGUCAAACAGAAUUUUUCUUUGAAUCAGACAAGUUCAAGCUCUAAAUUGAUAUGCUAUAUACUUAAAAUCCUAGGAAGUUAUCUGUAACCAGUCUCUUGUCUCAGGCUUUUCAUCUUGUUACCAAUCCUCGUAAGUACGUAAAGGAAACAUAUUUUUAAAGAAGCUUAACAGUAAGAAAAAAUUACUAAAAGAUGCAAUUCAAAGAUAGAUAGGUCCCAGUUUAACAUUGAAUUGCUUGACUUCUGUGGCUUUUCUUUUUCUGGCCACAUUUAUUUAUUUAAGCAAUUUUUGUAUGCCUUGUUAUUUCAUUUCCAUAGAGAUUAUAUUGUAUCAGUGUUUAUGUAAGCUGGAAUCAUCCUCAGUUUUUUGUUGAUAAUUUUUCAAAUAAAGAUACAUGGAUAAUUGUAAAAUACACUAACUCUUAGGGUGUUGUAGUAGCUGAAACAUGGAAAUGUGUAGCUGUCAUGCUUUUUCUGAAUGGACAGGAGAAACAUAAGCUACAGAGUAUUCACUUCUGAGGAUGCUUUUCUGGAAAAAGAAAGGCUAGAAAAUACUCGCACUUCCUCAGAACCCUCUUUCUUGUUAACGGGUAUCUUUUGUUGGUGUGUUUUGCUCUUACAUUACAGAUAGACUAUCAUAUAUGACUUUAUGAAUAAUUUCAGUUAUUUUGCUUUUGUAUAAGCUGUCUGAAGCCUUGCUAUGCUGUAUAAGUUGUGUUUGAUGGAUCAGUGUGAGUAUAAAAUAAAGCAAAUCACUUUUCUUUUGUAUUAUCUAUGGAUGCCACUAUGAAAGCUGACAUUAAGCCACUAAAGAGUUUUCUAUGAAUAAGUGUAAGUAAAUGCUUUGAUAUAUAUAAACCUAAAUAAAAAGAUUGUAUUGAUACAGAGACAUUGGAGAAGGAGAUUUUAAGGCAGUUCUUUAGGUUUAAAAAGGCUUGCUGUAAAAUGGUGCAUUAUUCCGUUUAUUAAAGAUCAUAUUAAUGACAAUA
This is a messenger RNA of Symphalangus syndactylus (siamang), 12534 nucleotides long. RefSeq names its product bone morphogenetic protein receptor type 2 (gene BMPR2). Gene Ontology annotation, molecular function: transforming growth factor beta receptor activity; ATP binding. The record is from RefSeq and is a predicted model, not a curated record. Gene Ontology annotation, biological process: blood vessel development; protein phosphorylation; cellular response to growth factor stimulus. Gene Ontology annotation, cellular component: signaling receptor complex; plasma membrane. Lineage: Eukaryota; Metazoa; Chordata; Mammalia; Primates; Hylobatidae.